AAAAAAAAAAAAAAAAGUGAGAGCAAGGGAGACAGAGACUGGUUCCAGGUUAGUUAGCCCCUCACUACCCACUAUGCCUGAUGAGUCAAUUGUAGUACUACAGAUGAGGUCCGAUUUCCGGAGAGGUCUUCAUUUCCCAAUAUUAUUUCCUUUUUGUCCCCUCCAAGGUAAAUCAAAUUUAUCUUGUCAACUGGUCCAUAUUUUCACCAUACCAAGAGAAUUUCGCCAUGGCUUCAUCAGCUCAAGAUAUCAAUAUGAAGUUGUCUAGCUCCCCAACCACUUCCUUUCAAUCCCCAUCCAGUCAUGGGGGGUCUGCUUUGGCCAGUCGAUCGAUUAUCCCUCUAUCCAAUGCAAAGCAUUUGAAGCCAUUCGCCACAGAAGACAUCAAGGUUUUGCUCCUAGAAAAUGUGAAUCAGACCGGUCGAGAUAUUCUCACCCAGCAAGGCUAUCAAGUGGAGUUUCUCAAAUCAUCACUCCCAGAGGACCAACUCAUUGAAAAGAUCCGUGAUGUGCAUGUGAUUGGUAUCCGGUCCAAAACUAAGCUUACAGCUCGUGUAUUGAAAGAAGCCCGCAACCUUAUAGUCGUGGGGUGUUUCUGCAUUGGGACAAACCAAGUUGACCUCCAGUAUGCGGCAGACCAUGGAAUUGCAGUUUUCAAUUCGCCAUUCAGCAAUUCUCGCAGUGUCGCCGAACUAGUCAUAGCUGAGAUUAUUGCUCUCGCCCGCCAGCUUGGUGACCGUUCUAAUGAAAUGCACAACGGUACUUGGAAUAAAGUUAGCAACAAAUGCUGGGAGGUUCGUGGGAAGACUCUGGGUAUCAUUGGAUAUGGUCACAUCGGUGCCCAGUUAUCUGUACUAGCAGAGGCAAUGGGUUUGUCGGUGAUUUUCUAUGAUGUAGUGAACCUGAUGGCAUUGGGUACUGCUCGCCAGGUGCCAACCUUGGAGGCACUCCUUGCCGAAUCGGAUUUUGUUACAUGCCAUGUUCCAGAGCUCCCAGAAACCCAAAACAUGAUAGGGCCGCAGCAAUUCGAACAAAUGAAAAACGGCAGCUACCUCAUCAAUGCUAGCCGAGGAAGCGUUGUGGAUAUUCCUGCCCUGAUUCACGCAAUGCGAUCUGGCAAGCUUGCCGGAGCUGCGCUCGAUGUGUACCCGAAUGAACCUGCUGGGAACGGCGAUUACUUCAACAAUGACCUUAAUGGAUGGGGCGCGGAUCUACGAGCACUCAAGAAUUUGAUUUUGACUCCUCAUAUUGGAGGAAGCACUGAAGAAGCUCAAAGUGCCAUCGGUGUUGAAGUCGGCCAGGCUUUGGUGAGAUAUGUCAAUGAAGGUACCACUUUGGGUGCUGUAAAUCUCCCUGAAGUUGCUCUUCGUUCCUUGACCAUGGAUCAACCGAAUCAUGCUCGGGUGAUUUACAUUCACCAAAAUAUUCCCGGUGUUUUGCGGAAAGUGAACGAGGUUCUGGGCGACCACAAUGUUGACAAGCAGAUGACGGAUAGCCGAGGUGAUGUGGCCUAUUUGAUGGCUGACAUUAGCAACGUCGACACUACUACGAUUAAAGACCUCUAUGAGAGGCUGGAAAGUCUCUCCUCUCGAAUUAUGACACGCAUAUUGUACUAGAUGUUGUGGCAUCAGUGAAUACCGCGUCGCAAAAGAGAAAUUGUCAUUAUCGUCAGCUAUCGAUCUCAAUUAUUGUGUUGCGUUUUGUCCCCUCCUUGUUCUCUUUAACCUAAUUUUGCCUUGCUCUAAAUAGACAAAAGGAAGAUAAGGAAUGCAGGAAAUAUAUGUGUGUUCCGGCUUCGGUUUAGGAUCCCUCAACGGAUCUACGCUAAUGAGAGGGAGUAGAGGAAAGAAAAAAGAAAAAGUAUUUGUUAUGAUGUAUACUGCCUCGGUUAUAGGGUUUCGAUUUACUCUCACUUUUUUUCUUUUUUCUUUUUUCUUUCUUUCUUUCUUUCUUUU
This is a messenger RNA of Aspergillus wentii DTO 134E9, 1955 nucleotides long. RefSeq names its product D-3-phosphoglycerate dehydrogenase. The transcript is spliced from 7 exons. The record is from RefSeq and is a predicted model, not a curated record. Bases 228 to 1616 code for a protein of 462 amino acids. Gene Ontology annotation, molecular function: oxidoreductase activity, acting on the CH-OH group of donors, NAD or NADP as acceptor; NAD binding. Lineage: Eukaryota; Fungi; Ascomycota; Eurotiomycetes; Eurotiales; Aspergillaceae.